This is a messenger RNA of Aspergillus novofumigatus IBT 16806, 3837 nucleotides long. RefSeq lists its product as uncharacterized. The record is from RefSeq and is a predicted model, not a curated record. Gene Ontology annotation, cellular component: cytoplasm. Bases 457 to 3555 code for a protein of 1032 amino acids. The transcript is spliced from 21 exons. Gene Ontology annotation, molecular function: protein-folding chaperone binding; ATPase inhibitor activity. NCBI's taxonomy places the organism in Eukaryota, Fungi, Ascomycota, Eurotiomycetes, Eurotiales, Aspergillaceae.
CCCCGUCUUUGCUUCUCCGGACUCAAUUCAUCAUCUUUCCCCUUUUGUUGAUGCUUUAUCUUUCUUGGUGAUGACAUUGUUCAUUUCUCAUACCUAGCCGGUUCUGGUGUGUGCACGAUUUCUCGAUUGCCAGAAGUGAACAUUCCCCCGCAGGACGAUAAACUGUUCAGGUGGUGUCUUUCCUUUCUGGUCGAUUCUGAAGGAACACAAUUGCCCCUCGGUCAACCUGGGUUGAUCAUGGUUUUUCAUCGGUAGGGUUGGAUAUUGGGAAACGGCAGCUCAGUCUAGGUUAUCGGUCUGGCUGUUGGUUACCUGUUAUAUUCAAUCUCACGUCAACAAUUCCGUGGUUUGUUCUGUGCUGUGUGUGUCGUGAACUGAACAUCAGGGCCUGGCGUUGUACUGCCAUUUCUUCACUAGCUGUUGCAUACCUGAUCACUCGUCACUAGUUGAAUCAUCAUGUUGGGCCGUCUGUUGAGCAGUGCGGCGUCAACAUUGAACCCAGCCGCGUACUCGAAUAGAAACGCUACCCAGCUGGAAUCCGUGACGGAAGAAGAACACACAUCUGGCCUCCUUUUCCCCGAUGCGAGCCUGCUACGCCGGUCAAAUACCCAUGCCUACCCGUUACAUAGCACAUUCAAUUCACCGAAUGCGUAUGCUGCCGGUGCCUACGAUGAUCGAGGUGGCGUGGAACUAGACCCCGUCAAGGACUUCCGGGUGAUAAUCGCACAGAACGCGCUUGGAGACAGGGAUGCGUGUGUAUUGUUAGAUACUCGCAUGAACUCGUCUGACGCGACGUCAAGCCCUCUCGAUUCAGAACCGUACGUGCUCGACAAUUCUGGUACGAGACAUGUUCGCACACUUUCCAGUCUCUCGCGGGCUCCUCGGCGCGGAUACCUCCCUCCUUCGUCGGCCGCCGAUCCGAGCCCAUUUUCUGUCGCCGCAGAAGCCCGCAGAUCGCCGCCCAUGGGUUCCGGGGCUUUUGUCCGCGCUCGCGGCCGCAGCUCAACGUUGUCGCCAGCAGGUGGGAUGAAUGAAGCAGGUCGCUCACGUCAUCCGCCCGAGAACAAUGACUCUGGUCUGUUGAACUGCAUAUUUGGCAGCAGUGCGUUUAGCUAUCGGGGCUCUUCAACCAAGAUGCAUAUCAUUUCUGCAGAUGAGGAUUCGGGUAGAACUCCAAGUGAAUCGCCAGCAACCCGCAACUCGCUCUCACGGGCAUAUACUACGGGAAGUUCCUCUGGUUUCAUGGUCACCAUUCUACUGACGCGGAUGUUCAGUGUCAACUUGCCGGAGGCAGGUGACGCGUUGUCUGAUCGGCCCGACUAUCCGACUUCGAUUUACCAAGAGUCGCUGCCGGAAAAUGGGUUCCCCUUCCCCGAUGUUGCCAAGCGUAAAAAGAUCAAGGAGAAGAAGACUCCGAUGUAUGCGGUGGCAAUCACGAUUCAAAUUCCGCUUCUCUCUCGUAAUAUGGGACGGCCCGCCACCGACUCACCCAAGGCCGGGAUGUCGUGCUCGCUGGACUCGGAUCAUCGCUGGCGCGGCGGUUUCCUGGAUGAUAGCCUCUUGGACGAGCGGAUUGAUCUGUUGGUAGAUCACUGGGAUCGACUUUCUCGGAAGGAAAUCUUGUUUCUCUUGAAGAAACCCGCAAAGCCUCCAAACAUGCAGCGUACAAAUCAGACGAUCCUGAAGGAUGAGGCUUUCCGCAGCGCCCGUCGUAUUAGCAUUGCUCUACAGACUCCGCAUGUCGUGACUGGCCAAAGCCGCUGGGGAGUUUGGCGUGAAGAGGGACGCUCAAUCCAUAGCUUUUUCUUCUUGGUUCUGAUCACCGCAUUUUUGGGAAACCAUACAGAAUGGCUGAGUACACUGGGCCCCGACUGGUACCGCCGGCGGCAUUAUCUCCAGCAAAAGGCUCAACAGGACGCAGACCCGGUCCUUGCUCACAGGACUGUUAUCAUUUCACCUGACAAAAUGACGGCCCGGCGGCUUAUAUUCCUACUAUCGGCUUUCCUUCCGGCCAAGCAACGCUUUGAGCCACUUCCGUCACCGCUUCGUCCAGGCACCUCGGCCCCACCGACCGUGCCAGUUCUGAGACAGGAACCCUUGCGCAGGGCCAUUGAGCGGCGAUCGCGCGCGCAGCGCCUGGCUGAUAGCGACAAUCACCAGCGGUCCACAGCGCAUCGAUCGGCGGAUGACAUCGACACCUCGCUGCCCGAGCUUGGUCCGCAUCGCAGAGGCUCUGAUGCUCGCUCUAUUCGAACAUUGGGUGUUCCCAUGCAUAGAGACCCGCCGACAACCUCCACGGCAACUCCCAGCAGCGCUGUUCCGACCCGGCGUGACCGAGAGGAUCCUGAUCCGGCUGAGCCGGGCGCCAAUGACAGUCUGGCAAGCGAGAGUUCAGCCAUCAGUGCUAACAGCAAUGUCCCUUCCAAUGGUGGCCGAUGGGGGAAUCUGUUUUCCGCCGAAGACAGUGACGCUCGUUCCGUGCGGAGCCCUCCAACACUGAGUCAGAUGACACCGGGAGAAGCCUCGGAGACUACUACGAGUGGCACUAUCACGAUUCCUCGAUCCUCAAGUCAGCAAGGGCGGGAAGAAAAUACUCCAGAGCCGUCAUCCGUGCCGGAGCAGAACAGAGAAUCUUCCCUGAAGCUGUCCGUGCGGGGAGACGAUGGGAUUGUGGAUGUGGAACUUCCACUUCCCGGGUUCCUUUCCCUUUCGUCGUCAGGCGAUUCGACCAUAGCAUCCCCGAAAAAGGCGCGGACAUCGGUCACCAGUGUUGAUGCUCUAGCGUCCACACACAGCAGCAAUUCCGGAUUCCACUGUGGCGGUCUCAAGGACAACGACGGACCCAGCAAUUUCCACGACGACUUUUUGCUUCAGGGCGUGCGACCUUAUGCCGGCGUAGAAGCCGACAUCAAGCGCGCAAUGCAAGCCGAACCUACUCCUAGACAAGGAAAAUGGGUGGAUGUCGCAACAACCUUGAUUGCAGAUACCAGAAACUUCACAGUCAAGCGGCUUCGUCUGAGGCGUAAAGUUGUCGGGAUUGCUGCCUCUCAACCAGGAACCCCCGCCAUCUGUUUGCUUACAAGCUUUUUCACCAACGCGUCCGCUUCUAGCGGGACGUCUGCGAACUCUGUGGCAGAAGCCUUUGACGCCCCUGAAUACGAAGAGCGAUUCGUUGAGGAGCCUGUCAUGGAUUUGGAUGGCACACUUGUUGAUGCGCUGGAGCGUGUUCUCGCACAGAGUGGUCAGUCAUCGUUGGCGCACUCGAGAGCCCAGUCACCGUCGCGUGGUCGGAGGGGCGAAGAUAAAAACACUUCUGAUACUGUCUCUCGGGACGAGGUUCCAUCUAUUGAGGUUCCUCGCGCGGAGUGCCGCAAGAUGGUGCUUGGUGCUCUCGAAGAAGUGGUCCGCAGUGUGACAGCCGAGCAUUGCCGCGAGGACGUUGACGGGGAAGUAGGCCUUGCCGACAGAGAGCGCAGACGCUCAUUGGCAGGAGCGGACAAUACCCUGAGAGAAGGUAUUCGCAAGUGGCUACUUGAAGUUGAGGAGGCUUGGUGAUAUUUCUAUCCCGUUCUUGCAGCGAUUUUGCAUAUCCAUGCGUUUACCUUUGACUUCUAACUUUCUACAUUCGUUGACGGUCAUCAGAUGAUGAUACGUCAAGCACCAGUCUCAUCGAGCGUGCGGAUGGUACUUUUUAUGUUUCUGCAGCCUGAAGAUUGCUAUGAUACCCCUGUGUUGAGUGUUUCCUUUCGAUUCAUGUAUGAUCUAUGAUAUUCUGCGCACUUCAGAUACACUUGCCAUUAACAUGAUGUGAGCUGUGCCUGUUGAUGUCACCUAAGU